CGCAAAGAAGACGAAGUCUACCAUCCGGCAUCCAUCUCCUCUCACAGUCUCGCAUUAACAGGGUACUAUGCUCUCCCCAUCUUCCAUUUUCCGGCCUCCCUCUUCAAAGCUCCAACACUUUACUGCACGCUCCUCUACUGUUCUUCAUAUUCUCUCGUGUAAAAGUCUGCAAAUGUGGAGCAUCUUCAUAUCCGCUUUGGGUUGAUAGCAACAUCUGCAAGGCACUGUGGAGCUAGGAUUCAAGUGGUUAAAUUGAACCCACACUCUCAUUCUCACUCAAUAUGCUCUCUCAUUCAUGAUACUCAUAGAGUUGUGAUAAAGGGUGGUGGUUGGGUGAGAUAUGCAGACUCCAAAGCAAAGAAAUGGUUCCUCUGAGGCACCUCAAAGAAGAAAAAGAUCACCACAAUCGGUAUCUUCGAAAGUGCCUAUAGAAAUCUCACCACAGCCCAUUCCUCAAGAAGUUCGUCGAAAAUCAUCUCCACGAAAUUCCUCUCACUAUACAUCUCUUCAAAAGGUAUCCCCACGCAUCGCCCGCAAGCUUUUGCCAGACAACUCCGGUGCUAAGGCAUCCUCUCAUGUAAUUAGCAGCCCAAAGCAGGGAAGUCCCAAAGGCAAUGAGCAAAGGUCACCCCAUAGUUUAGGUUCUGAGAUGCGCCCAAGCAGACACAGUGAGUUGGAAUCUCAGAUUUUUGAGCUGCAGAAUGAUCUAAAGAAAGUGAAAGAAGAGUUACGUUCCGCAGAAGCAUUGAAGAAUCAUGCAAAUCAAGAAGCAGACGAGUCAAAAAAGCAGCUGUCUCUCUUAUCUUCUAAACUUGAAGAAUCUCAAGAACUUCUGUGGAAACAGACAUUCCCCAAGGCCACCGAAUCCGAGAACUUGAAGGAAAAUCUUCCCGAUACUCUAUUGCUAGUGGAGGAAAUGAAAACCUUGCUGCAGCUCGAAGCAGCAAGAAGAACUGCAGAGACGAUCAGAUCAGAAGAAACCCAGAAAGCUCUUGAAAUGGAGAUUUCUUCCAUGAAAUCUGAGAUUGAAAGCCUGAGCGACGCUUUGGAGGCAUCCGAAGUGAGAAACUCCGAAGAAGAAACCCUAAGCACUAUCAAGAUCAGAAGUGCUUACGAGUUUGUUGAACGGAUAAUCUCCUCCUCAAACCAGAAAGAGGCCGAGCUUAAAGCCGAGGUGCAGAAACUGAUCGCAACAGUCGAGGAGUUGAAGGCGAACCUUAUGGACAAAGAAACCGAAUUGCAAGGGAUAUGCGAAGAGAAUGAGAACUUGGCAUUAGAAUUGGAGAACAGGCGUUUGGGGCAGGAGGAAAUGGAGUUGGAAAGGGAGAUUCAAUGUGUGAAGGAAAAUCUAGCGGAGAAGGAAGCGGAGAUGAAGAAGAUGUCAGAUGAAAAUGCAGAAAUGGGAGCAGAGAUAAGAAGGAUGAAGGUGCAGUGCGAGCAAUGGCGCAAGGCUGCGGAGGCUGCCGCUGCAAUUCUUUCGCCUGGAGAGAAAGAAAGAUUCACGGAAAAGGAAGACAGGGAUGAAGAUUUGCAGAAGAGGAAGAAUGCAAAAAUGGUUAAGAGGCUUGGCAUCUCAUGGAAGAAGCAACACAAAUAGGAGUUCCUUGCUGUUUUGAUGUUACUGUUUUUUUUCCUACUCUUUGUGUUCAUCUUAGAAUGCUGCUUCUUAUGUUGUUGCCUUGAGUAAUGGGUUUAUAUUUGUUGCUUCACCAAGGUUUCCAUGACAUUGCCUGGCAAUGUCAUGGGAUGACCCGGAGGCGCUCUGGUGUCCC
Cuscuta campestris is the source of this 1772-nucleotide messenger RNA. NCBI's taxonomy places the organism in Eukaryota, Viridiplantae, Streptophyta, Magnoliopsida, Solanales, Convolvulaceae. The record is from the annotation of a GenBank genome assembly.